This is a messenger RNA of Plasmopara halstedii, 2043 nucleotides long. RefSeq names its product protein maats1. NCBI's taxonomy places the organism in Eukaryota, Oomycota, Peronosporomycetes, Peronosporales, Peronosporaceae. The transcript is spliced from 2 exons. Bases 1 to 2043 code for a protein of 680 amino acids. The record is from RefSeq and is a predicted model, not a curated record.
AUGUCGCGGACGGCGCCAUCUCGGGCGCAUGAUCCGGUUUAUGAUCCAGUGUAUACAGUCUCGACCUCAGGUGGCUCCUUUCGCAAAGGCGUGUACCGAGCAACUUCAAAUUUACCAAGUACAAGUAGCAUAAGCAAUAACCAGAAUGCUACAGAGGGAAGUCAACUCGUCAGCGGUACUCAGCGCGUAAAAUUUUAUCGAUGUCCAGUGUUGCCGCACCUGCAAGCCGAACCACCAGAAGUAUUACUAGCACCUGUGUAUUCUGUUCCCAUUCCACCACUCAAAGCUCGCGAUGCUCAAUUUACGGGAGAAGUUGUCGAAGAAAGCACGCGAUCUGUAGGGAUUCAAACACUCUUUCGUGAUUCUGAAGCUCAAACUGACCCGUACACGCCAGAGUUAAUUCCGAAAAUCGACACAAGUCUAACACCUGAGAUUGCAACGCUUGCUGGAUUAAAUUAUGCCCACGGCCAACUACCUAUAGGGCAAAAAGAGCUCAAUCUUAUUGAACGUAAUCGAAAGAAACGUGCAUUUGAGUCGUCGUUACCCCCCAUGACCGACGAAGCAAAUUUUCUUUUACGUAAAACCAUGCUUGAAGCUCGGGAAAAUCGUGAAUGGGCAUACCGCGAAGCAGAAAUCGACGCGAUUCAAGCUCAACGAGUAGCUCUGCUGGAACAAGCACUUCAAGAGCGCGAAAAGGAAAAUGCAUUUUUGUCCGAACAGCGACUUGAAGCACUUCGUCAGCGGCUGCUUCACGAGAAUGAAAAUGCGCUUGAAUCUAUGCAACAGAAGCGUGUAACAGCACUUCGAAAACUUACAAAGAAGAGAGUUCAACGACAACAUGACCGCGGAUUUGGGGCAUCAAAGCCUGAACCAGGCCGAGAUAUUAUUACUGAGUAUGCAAACUUUGGAUCGCAAGUUUAUGCUCCCGUCUUACGUGACGGUAAGGUUGGUCGGAUCGACGUUAAUGAACACGGUCUCGAAAAAACUUAUUGUUUGGAUAUUCAGGCUGUGCUUGACCUUGAGCAUGCAUUACCGAAGCGAAUGCUAGUACCUGCUUUGAGCAAGUUUAAGCUUCGUGAAAAGACUGGUCGGACUGCUAAGGAUAGGAAACAAGCAGCUAUUGAGACCCACCUCGUCAGAAUGGAAACACUCAUAAACAAGAGCAAGGAAGUGGUCAGCAAUGCAAAUUCUGGCCAAUCUCGCCCAAAAUUUGUCAGUUCACGUUCACGCCAAAAACAGCAGCCAGUAGUACGCCCUUCUACACCCGAGUAUGCGAUUGUCCGUGCUCAUGAUACUGAGGAGUGUGAUCUCGAAGAUGCAGUACGCUUACUACAGAAACUCUUACGUGGUCGCGCUGUGCAAAACAUGAUGUUUGAAGGUAAAGAGAGACGUGCGGAGCUGAUUGCAGAGCUACGAGCAGCCGACGAACAUCUUGCACAGCAAAGUCGUGAAGCAAUAGUUCUAGAGCAAAAUCGUGGUCCAGACGUCAUGAAUCGCGUGGCCAUUGCAGCUAAAAACUGCUUGGAAGGUGAAGUAGUGUCAGAAACGCUCGAUUUUUUGGCAAAAGAGCUGGCUCGAUCUCGUGAAGUGGCAAAAUUGCGUGGUUUUGUAAGCAAAGCAUCAGAAGAACGGCGUGUCCGUGAGGUUGAAGAAGGUGGACGCCGGCAAGCUGAAGAGAUGAUGCGAGAGCGGGAGGAUGAGGUGUUUCGACGAGUGAUGCAGGUACAUGUGGAAACAUCUCGCGACUUUAUUGAUGAUGUGCUUGAAGAGGUUGCUAUUGAGCAGUCUCAUUCCCAAGCACUGCAAGAUCUCCACACUCGCAGUGCUGGCGUGGAUAGACUUGUUCAGCAGGUGGAAAAUGAAAUGGACAAUGAUGAGAACAUUGUGCGCGAACUUGUUGCGAACUUCUUGCUGCCACAUGUGCAGCGACAGCAUGAACGUUGCAAAGAAGCUAAAAAUGAGAAGAAAUAUAUGAAAGCAGCACAAGAACUUCUGAAUGAGAUGGCAGUAAGAAUGAACCAAUUACGGCAUCAAGCCAAAUGA